GUUGUGGCAGGGGGUCUGAGGAGGGAGGAUGCCUGGAGGGGAGGGCCGGGGCGAGGGCAUCCUCCCUGGAAGCUCCAUCCUUUGGCGCCUCCUCUUGGGGCAGGGAUGCGGAGCCUCCAGUGAAGGAGGCAGGCAGCAGGGCCAGGAGACAAAGGGGGCUGCUGCUGCUGGAGAGGCGAGGGAGGAGGUGUCCAGGCGAGGGAGGGCAGGGCCUGGGCCAGAGACCCCCAGCAGCCCUCGCCCUCCUCCUCUUCCUCCUGCUCCCUUCAGCCGCAGCCUGCCUUGGGAGGAGGCCAUGGGGAACAGCUUCUCCAGCAUCCCAGCCCUGCCCCGGGCCAACUCCAGCCGCUUCCACAGGGGCCACCAGCAGCACCUCAAAGACUCCAUAGGUGGACCAUUUCCUGCCUCCUCUCACCGAUGUCACCACAAACAGAAGCACUGCCUGCCCAUCCCACAGUGUGGAGCACUCUCAAUCAGCCCGCUGCUUUUCCACCCCCACACCAAGGGCUCACAGAUCAUCAUGGACACUACACAGAAGGCGGUCAAGCGCCAAGCUUCCUUCUGCAAUGCAAUCACGUUCAGCAACAGACCCAUUGUUAUCUAUGAGCAAGUCAGGCUCAAGAUCACAAAGAAGCAGUGCUGUUGGAGUGGGGCUCUUCGACUUGGAUUUACCUCCAAGGAUCCCUCUAGGAUUAACCCGGAAACCCUGCCCAAGUAUGCCUGUCCAGACCUGGUUUCUCAGAGUGGAUUCUGGGCCAAGGCUCUCCCAGAAGAAUUUGCAAAUGAAGGAAAUAUCAUAGCAUUCUGGGUGGACAAAAAGGGACGUGUAUUUUAUCGGGUUAAUGACUCCGCUGCCAUGUUGUUCUUCAGUGGGGUAAGAACCACCGAACCACUGUGGGCUUUGAUUGAUGUGUAUGGACUCACACGUGGAGUGCAGUUACUAGAUAGUGAAAUUAUCCCUCCUGAUUGUCUCCGUCCAAGAUCCUUCACAGCUAUCCGUCGGCCUUCAUUGCGCAGAGAAACUGAGGACACCCGUCUUUCUGUGAGCCUUUGUGAUCUCAACCUCCAGGAGGAGAACUUCCAUGUCAUGGCUGCCAUGUGUCCUAUCCCACAGAACUCCCUCAACUCUCAACAUUCCCACCUCCUCCCAUCCCAGCUUGAAAGUGACCUCCGCUUUCAUCAGCUCAGGGGAGCCCAUAUUAAAAUCCUGGAUGACCAGACUGUGGCCCGUUUGGAGCAUGCUCGCGAAGAGAGAACUUUGGUCUUCACCAGCAGGCCCCUUAGAAUCAACGAGACAAUAUUUGUCAAAAUUAAUAAAUCAAACACCUCACGUACUGGAACGCUCUCUUAUGGGGUGACCACUUGUGAUCCUAGCACUCUGAGGCCCAGUGAUCUUCCAUAUAAUCCUGAGUCUUUGGUCGAUCGAAAAGAGUUCUGGGCUGUUUGUAGAGUGUUGGUGCCUCUGCAGAGUGGAGACAUUUUGGGAUUCAUGGUGAAUUCAGAAGGGGAACUGCAUUUGAGCCACAAUGGGGCAAAUGCUGGCAUGCAGGUGUGUGUGGACUGUUCCCAGCCACUGUGGAUGUUCUUCGGUUUACAUGGAGCAGUGAUGCAAAUACGUGUCCUGGGUUCUACUCUCAUGGCUGAGCGAUUGGGCCCAUCUGCACCAAGUUCACCAACUUCAUCUCCAAAUUCACCCUCCGUCCUCUGCAGUGGUGUUUCUGAUCCUGUUUUGAGCACAUGUGGUUCUGGUCCACUUGGUAGCUCAGUUAGUGGCACAGCUCCAAACUCUCCAGUAAGCAUGCCAGAAUCCCCUCUUUCCCCUUCCAUCUCAGGGUCCUGGAAUGAUGAAUGCACCAUCUGCUAUGAGAACAUGGUGGACACCGUGAUUUACUCCUGUGGACAUAUGUGUUUGUGCUACACAUGUGGGCUCAAACUCAAGAAGAUGGCCAAUGCCUGUUGCCCUAUCUGUAGACGUGCCAUCAAGGACAUCAUCAAGACCUAUCGCAGCACUUAGAGCAAUUUGACAAACAGGGCAGGGAUUGGGGAGAUGAUCCUGAUGAAAGUGAACCAGACCAGAUGGGAAGGGGUUGCUUUAGUUACCAGUUUCCCAUCCUUGCACAUGUAGCUAAUUCUGAAUGUUGCUACCUGUGGGUAAACCCCAGAAAUAUGAGGGCUAAAGAUUUUUUCCUUCCUGGGCAUCUAGCAAGGAGUACUGCCAACACUUAGCUAUGCAGCCAGCUAUGCAGGGUUGGCUCUUGUGCUCUCCUUUCUGGGUUUCCCCUUCCUGUAAUUUCUCUGCCCUUUUGUCCCAUUGUGAUGCUGCAAAGAUCAAAAGAGGAACGGAUCCUCUUUUGUCAUUAAAUGUAUGAAUGAAUUCAAAAUUUGGGAACCCACUAGAGCAGAGAAAGAACAAGACAUUUGAGUACUGAAACCACCUUGGGGGAAGCACCGAGUCCCUUGUGUAAUAUUUCCUCCAAAAUUUCCAGUCAGCUGGACUGGAAAGAACUGUCAGUGACAGCUGUCACAAAGGCACACCUGUGGCAACUGGAUCUUCUCCUUCACCCCACCCCCAGUGCUAUCUGGCAUAUACUGCUGCUAAGGAAGGCAGUCUUUGGGUGUUUUUUCUCUGUUGUGUGCUGCAUAAAGGAGGCCCACUUUUAAUUGACGAUGUUCAAAUUUUGCUUUUCACAAAUACUCUCUUCCUUCUGUGCCAGAAGAUGUUGUUCCUUUUGGUACCACACAACAUUGUCUCCUUCAUCAAUGUUUCCUCCUUUGCUUUCUCAAGCCCUCUGUAUUUUUUAAAAAAGUUUUGCUCCAGAAAGUUGUUUUCAAUGGCCAUCAUAAAAUGAUGGCGCACAUUAUCAAAGCCAUUAGAAGGAAGGCCAUUCGACAUCUGUCCCAUCUCGGAAGGAAAGGAAUAUCACCAAUAAUUUAAGUAUCCUUGGUCAAACUGAAUGUAAAACAUAGUACUGGGUCUACUUUGUUAAGAAGAAACAUCAGAAUCAUAAGAAGUUUAUCUUUCAACAAAAAUGGUUUAAUGAAGGUUUUUAGAAGCACUCUUCUUCCCAUCAUGUGAAGAACAAUGCUCUUGGCUUCACUUGCUCCUACCACUGUGAAUAUGCUUGGUGCAACUGAAUUUUUGGCAUUUCCCUCAGUGUCUUGCUACAGCUGGUUAUCCUGUUAAUGGACAAGCACAAGGCCUCAUUUGACAAUGGCCCCCAGCACUGAUCCAUUUGAUAAACCAUAAAACAAAUAAGAAACUCUGGCCAUAUAAUUUCUUAGAUCCAAAUGGACUAAUGACUUCUAGUAGCCCACACAUUACCAGAGUUGGGGGAAGCCCCAUAUCCCAGUUCUAAAUCUUAGCUCCCAGCUGUGGAUGCCAUAAUGUUAAGUAGGGAACAGGUGGAUUAAAAUUAGGGACCAUGAGGGGAACAGAAGAUUACUGGAGGUGAGACUUAUUUCCCUCUUCGCCAAAAGUGUUUCCAUCAAGUAUGGGGUGGAUUUUCUCCUCACCAAAGAUAUGUUGUGCUAAUAUAUAGUACUGAAAUUUCAGUGUGAUAGCCUAUAUCAGGAAGAGAAGGUAGAAAUCUUCUGUUUGUAGCUGACAAGGGGAGGAUAAAAUAUAUGUCCAAGUGCCCCCAAAGUACACAGCACCUGCCAUGAAGGAAAAGGCAAAUCUUUCUUUUACAGUACAGUCAUUCAAGUGAAAACCUUGGGUUGGACCCUCUGUCCAACCAUAUGAACUGUUUCACCCUGUGCUAGACCCAUUCCAGCUCAUUGUUUACAGGGAUCAGCAUUGUAUGUGCUGCUGAGCUUCAAGUUUGACAUGUCUUACUCCUCAAAGUGUCAUUCCAAAAAAAGGUGCUCUCAAUCUUCUUUAGGGGCUCUGAUACUGCUUGGAUCCUAGCCUUUGGUUCCAUGGUCCAGACACAGUUGUUCAUGGUACCCAAGAUUGGCUGCGUCUAGUGGCUACCUUACUCUGCCUCAUGAUUCAGCUGGCCCUGCUGGUUGGGCCUCUGCCUAUGAUCAUCUGAAUAUGGAGUGUUUUAAUAGAAUAAAAUUGCUGUUUGGGCUCAGCAGCUCAUCCUGAAUUGGGCUCAAAUAGCUGAAUCCAGUUCAGGUGUUGGGAAACCAUGGAAAAGGCUAGUUUGAAUGUUUGAAUAACCAGUUUUUCCCAAGCUGGGAGUUGGCAAACACUAUGCCUGUAGGAGAUCCCUUUUGAGGUAAGAGACGUUGUGAUUCCUGGUAGACUAAAUACUAGCAGUUAAGGAAAAGCCUUAGAAAGGGGAGGAGAGUGUUUAUAACAAACCAUUGUUUGACACGAACCACUGACUGGGGUGGUUAAAAAUCUAAAAUGCUUCAGUUCUCAAGUGUUUGCGCACUUCAAUUUUGCUACAUUACAUCUACCCUUUAAAAACAAAUCAGCAUCUCAUCUUCACUGUAUCUUGGUUUGGUUUUCUACCUCAGUGGCAUGAGGUGGUUGCUCAUUGCCUGUUAGUUGAUGCUAGGUAAUUUUUGCAGCCCAGUCUCUAAUAAUCUCCCCCUUUCAUUUAGUGGUAACGUGCAUUUGGAAAUCUUCAUAGUUAAGCUCCAAAUCUACUACUUAAGAGGACCAGAUGGAGAGAGCAACCAUCCAAUUUGUCUUUAUUUUUGACAAUCUGGGCAUUCAAAUCUACUUUAAAUUUGUACUACUUCAGGAACCUCUGCCUCCUUUAUGUUCUAAGACCAGUAGAACCAGUAUUGAUCCAGACUGAAGUCUGAAUAGGUUUUUAAAACAGACAAAAAUACUGUGUUUAUCACAUCAGUUCCUGGGCAAGUAAUCUGAGGAUCACAUCUAGCCUGACAUCCUGCAUCAAGCAAGAAGAGCAUAACAUGCAGUUGCAUGUUGUCUCAUGCCCCAGCAUUUGUCAAGCCCUAGACAGUGCUCCUGCUGCUUACUGAUGGAAAAGAGAGAGAGGGAGAGGCAGAUCAAAUGGUGAAGAAAUGGCAGGUCUCUGCUUGGAGAGUGAAAGGAGUGUGUGCUCACACAAAGCAUGCACAUUCUUUUUCUUCCCCUUGGAGCCCAAACCACCUAUAUCACAAUCUGAUGUGCUGAUAUACUGUAUUACUAAGGAGCAGCAGCCACUGACUUGAUAGCUGCCAGAAGCAGGUGGUUUUGGACAGUGUGCAUAGAGCUAAGAAUAGCUCCCUGCACCUCAAAAAGAGACAUAUGCACAUGUAUACCACUAACCAGAUGCUGGCCCUAGAUGACCUUUAGCCAUCAAUGGAAUAAAUGAGAGAAUUAUCUUAGGCUGCAAUCCUGUGCCCACUAACAUGGGAAUAAAUUUCAUGCCAGCCAAUGGAACUUACUAGAUCUGCAAAUGAUGGAAUGUGCAUUCACUUCCUCCUACCAAGCAAUUUCUCCAUGUAAGUGGAUAGGGCUGUCCGCAGGUAUUGGUGUUGCACAUGGGUCAGCAUGUUGGCAUAUAGGGAACAACAGAUACAGCCAUACUCACAAGCCAACUACUUCAAGUUUAUUAACCUUCUGAAGACAGAAAAUAUUACUAUUUAUUUGUAAUAUUUUGAUUGUAGCAUAUUCAUAGUUGGAAAGGAUGGGAAAGAUGCAAUUUUUAUAAUAUCCAGACAGCAGAACUAGGGAUGGAAAUUAAAGUACUGUAGGAACAAGAACAUAAAUGUUGUCAGUCAGUAUUUACAUUUCUCUAGAAUGUAUUUUAAUAUGGGAAUGUGCUUGUGGGUGCUUCUUUCCAGGGCUUCAGCAUUUUGGACUUUAUGCCAUAGGCACUAGUAAUCUGAGCCUGUUUUAGAAUGAUGACUUUCAUACUUAAAAUGUUUAUAGUUGAUGCUGCUGUUGUGCAUGGGGAAAUUGGCUCUAGAAAAGGCACUUUCUGCAUUUCUUGUUAGUAUCCCUUUUGGCAUCAUCCCUGCAGGGGGCAUGCUCCCUUUGUUUUAUGUUCAAUUGUGGCUUAAGUAACACCACAGCUAUAUAUUUUUUAAAAACCCAGGGUUUCGUAGGGAGGGCAGGGUGGCAUUUAAGUUUCAUGUUCAUUUUCAUGUUAAAAUCUGUUUUGUUUUGUUUUCCAUUUGUUUGCAUUGCAUUUGUUCAUCCCCCCCACUCCCUGCACACCCCCACCCAAGUAUUCUUCUGCUUUCUGUAACAUAAUGUUUUCCAUCUGAAGUAUUCCAAGGGGCAUCAGACCUAACAAUCAUCUGAGUUUUAGGACAAAGGCCUUAUUGGGAAAGGUACACGUUUGUAAAGCACAAAGACUGACUGCUAUGACUGCAUCUGCACUACAGAAAUAAUCCAGUUCGACAUAACAUUAACUGCCAUGGCUCAGUGCUAUGGAAUCCUGGGAACUGUAGCUCUUUGACAGAGAAGGCUAAAUGUUUCACAAAGCUUCAGUUCCCAGAAUUCCAUAGCACUGAGCCAUGACAGUUAAUAUGGUAUCAAUGGAUUAUUUCUGCAGUGAGGAGCCACCUAUUUUAGCUUAAUAGGGCUUUCUGUUCCAUGAGCUCGCUCUCUCCUCCUACUCUGUGGCUCUUCUGUGAGAUGGUCAUAGAGGUCUAGCCGGUUUUUGUCAAUGCAAAACAAUGCCUUCAAUGCAAAGCAUUUUAAAAUGAAUGAUUUAAUGAAUAAAUGACUUUGUUUCAUUUUCAUUCAUUUCCCUUUCCACUGAAUGAACAAUUGGGGACUCGUUUCACAUUAAAACCCGUUAGGCUAAUAAUUCUUGAUUACAUGGGUCCAAUCCUCAAAUACAGGCUUACAAAGGUGGAGUACAUUCAGAUAGCAUUUAAGCAUUGAGUCAUAAACUAUAGGUGGAAAGUGGGCCUGGAUUCCUUGAAAGGGUGCCAAAGCUGCGGCAGCGUGGCUACAAGGCACUCCUUUGGUACUGCAUUGUAUGGAAGCAGCACCAGAGGAGCAUCAUGACACUGCACACUAUGUGGAGCGGUGUGUGGUGUCAUGGUGCCCUGGGGUAGAGUCGGGUGUGCCAUCUUUCUGGCCGGUCUGUAAAGGGCCUAGGUAACCUUUUCUGACCUAACUCCUCCCCCAACCUGAUGGGAACAUCUUUUACCUGCACUCUGCAGAAUGGGCCUCCUCCCCAUGAAGCUGAUGCCCAGAAAAGUAGGUCUUGGAGGUAGUUACUGUCAUGGAAAUAUUGUCAUAAUCAUGACUAAGUAGCUAUCCUGAAUACUAAAGAGUUAUGGAUUAUUUGGGAAAAUUGAAAGAGAUCACAAGGGUCAUGCAGUCCAAUCCCCUGCAAUGUAGGAAUAUUUAAUCAAAGCACCCCUGACA
Messenger RNA from Sceloporus undulatus (fence lizard), 7291 nucleotides. It is a transcript of the gene NEURL1, whose product is annotated as neuralized E3 ubiquitin protein ligase 1. The coding region runs from base 29 to 2014 and encodes 661 amino acids. Gene Ontology annotation, cellular component: plasma membrane; postsynaptic density. Gene Ontology annotation, molecular function: ubiquitin protein ligase activity. Gene Ontology annotation, biological process: nervous system development; negative regulation of Notch signaling pathway. The record is from RefSeq and is a predicted model, not a curated record. The transcript is spliced from 7 exons. Lineage: Eukaryota; Metazoa; Chordata; Lepidosauria; Squamata; Phrynosomatidae.